AGUGCAAGGUUGCCUGUGAGAGACCGCCCAAUUGGUUAAGUGAGCUGUGUAGUGUGACAAUGAAAAGCAUUCUUCUAGCGAUUCUUUUGAUUGGGAUCGUGCGGGCGAAUGAUAUCAAUAAUGGGGUAUCAACAGAAGAAUCACUAAAACGCGGCUUGAGCAACAAAUGCGCGUCACGAGAGACCUCAUCAUGCAUCGCCGUGGAGCUGGUUGGCUACGUCGACAGGAUGCUGAGGACAGCUGCCUUCCAACUCAGUGACGAUAUGAUGAUCGUCGAUGAAAGCAAUGGUGCAGCUGCUGAGAUCCCAGUGAAACCAGAGUCCCUCGCGAGAGCAGGCACAUCAUUGGAAGACCAGGCCCAACAGGUCAUCAUGGAGAAACUGUGGAACUUCGCGACCACACGGUCUUUGAGAUACAGGAUUCUGGACAACACAGAUGUCGUGAUCGCUGGCAGACAGGAGAAAGAUGGAAGCCUUGGUGUAGGAGUAUCAAUGAAAGCGCCAAAAGUGUUCGAAAGCGGCAGACAACGCAACAAGAACAUGGGACCGUUCCUAGCAGCGGCGGCUAUGAAGUUUGGCCUUCUAGGGGCCCUCACGUUCAAAGGCCUUUACCUUAUGGUCGGAAAGGCCCUACUCAUCUCCAAGAUCGCUCUCUUGCUCGCGACUAUCAUUGGACUGAAGAAAUUAUUCUCUCCUCAGGCUAUCAUCAAAAAGGACUAAAUCAUAUCGGUGAAUGGGACCUGACGGAGAUUUUGGCCAAGGAUUAUACCAGAUUCUAACAAAUAAUCGCAAAAUUGGGAAUUAAUUCUAGACGUUUCUAUAUACGUAAUAAGUUUAUUUACAAUACAAUUGUUUUACAAUCGUAUUACAAUCGUGUUACAAUCGAAUUACAAUCGUAUUACAAACGGUUAUUAUUAAUUCCUAACAUUGCAGUACCCGAUAUAGGUAUAUAACGAAUGUAAAUAAUAUUUAUUUAUUUAUUUUAACUAAGACAAAUCUACUAACUUGUACAAUAUACUAGUUUCGCAUUUAAAACUAAGCAUUUGCUUGGUAAAUAACAUGAGAUGUACUAACAAUUAUGUAUGUGGAUUAAAUAAUUAUUCACUAACAAUGCAUUUAUUUGAUAACCCUUAACGCUUUUUAUGAAACCACUAUAUCCUAUCCCUAUACCAAUAUUAUUAAUACGAAAGUUUGUGAGGAUGGAUGUGUUAUGUGUAUGUUUGUUACUCUUUCACGCAAAUACUACUGAACCGAUUACAAUUAAAGGUAACCUGGAUUAAAACAUAGGAAAGGUUUUAUCCCGGAAAUCCUACGGGAACGGGUACUAUGCGGGUUUUCCUUGAAAACGCAGGCGAAGCCGCGGGCGGAAAGCUAGUAGAAUAUAACAAAGUCGCUAUUCCUAGCUAUCCUUCCGUAUACAUGCUUAAAUCUUUAUAAAUACUCAGCGAAUUCUGAUGCGGUUUGUUUUAUAGAUACAAUGAUUCGAAGUUUUUAGUAGGUAUAUCAUUUAAUUAAGUUUUAGACAAAGCGUGGGAAGUCGCAGGCGAAAAGCUAGUACAUAAUAUAUUUGUCCUAGUAUUUAUAUAACAAGAGAUUUAACAUUUACUUAGGCUCUGUAAUGACCUUAAAACCUAAC
Molecule: messenger RNA, 1635 nt
Organism: Colias croceus (clouded yellow)
Lineage: Eukaryota; Metazoa; Arthropoda; Insecta; Lepidoptera; Pieridae
Gene: Osi3
Exons: 5
Coding region: 60-719 (219 amino acids)
Source: RefSeq, a predicted model, not a curated record